AUGCAUGUUGCUAUCAAAAUUCUAAUUGGUGUUGGGAUUGCAACAGUACUUAUUGCCAUUGUGGUCAUUCCAGUUGGAGUUACAGUUGCAUCCGGUAGUAGCAGCAAUUCAACUGGUAGUAGUUCAGGUGGUUCGAGUAGCUCAGGAGCUUUAUUAUAUGGUGUGCGUAAAAAUCUUAUGUCUUCAUCCUUAGGUAAUAGUUGGUCCUUGUGUUAUUCCAGAACGUAUGCCACAUUGAUGAGUUCGAGUACUCUUCUAACUACAUUAACAAUUUGCAACAAAUCUCGAUUAUUGCUUGGCUGUCGUGCAAUCGGUAGUUCUAAUUUACUUGUUGCUGCAAUGGGUGACAGAAGUGAUGUUCUAUACAAUUGUGGUGUUACAUCGUCUUGUAAGAGAGUAGCUAAUGGCGUGUCAUGGUACUAUUCAAGUAUGCUCUCGUGGGGCUUUGCUAGUGGAACAGACACAGUGAAUCGUAAUCCAUGUGAUAUAUCUACUACAAAUCCAAGUGAACGUUUGUGUUGGAUUACUACUAACAACGGUGGUUAUCGUUGUGGUUCAAUGACAGGACUACAAACAUCAACGUCAUACGAAAAAGUCAUAUAUCAUUCUGAUUAA
Messenger RNA from Adineta ricciae, 615 nucleotides. The record is from the annotation of a GenBank genome assembly. Lineage: Eukaryota; Metazoa; Rotifera; Eurotatoria; Adinetida; Adinetidae.